AUCUUCUGUUCAGAAUGGGGCCUCCUCUUUACCACCUAUCAGAUUUGGCCCUUCCCUCCUACCAAGGAGACCGCUGGUAACAUUCACAUUUUUACAUGGAAUUUUUCGAAAUAAAGGGGGCGGUAUAGGAUUCGAACCCCCGAUAUCACUGCUAAGACCCUCCGACUCGCCCACUCGAGUCGCUUAGCCCUUCUUUUUUAAAUUGGUGAUGAAGGUGCAUCAGACUUAGGUUCAGCUUUAGCAAAAUGCAUUAAUCUCUCAAAUUUGACACUUAACCUUUAUUACAAUUAAAUUGGUGCAAUGGGUGCAUCAGGCUUAGGUUCAGCUUUAGCAAAAUGCAUUAAUCUCUCAAAUUUGACACUUAACCUUCUUGGAAAUUAAAUUGGUGAUGAAGGUGCAUCAGGCUUAGGUUCUGCUUUAGCAAAAUGCAUUAAUCUCUCAAAUUUGACACUUGAACUUGAGGGGCGGUAUAGGAUUCGAACCCCCGAUAUCACUGCUAAGACCCUCCGACUCGCCCACUCGAGUCGCUUAGCCCUUCUUUUUUAAAUUGGUGAUGAAGGUGCAUCAGACUUAGGUUCAGCUUUAGCAAAAUGCAUUAAUCUCUCAAAUUUGACACUUAACCUUUAUAACAAUAAAAUUGGUGCAAUGGGUGCAUCAGGCUUAGGUUCAACUUUAGCAAAAUGCAUUAAUCUCUCAAAUUUGACACUUAACCUUGAUAACAAUUAAAUUGGUGCAAUGGGUGCAUCAGGCUUAGGUUCAGCUUUAGCAAAAUGCAUUAAUCUCUCAAAUUUGACACUUAACCUUGAUGAAAAUUAAAUUGGUGAUGAAGGUGCAUCAGGCUUAGGUUCUGCUUUAGCAAAAUGCAUUAAUCUCUCAAAUUUGACACUUGAACUUGAGUAUAAACAGUUUAUUUGUUUUGGAUUGUGA
Molecule: messenger RNA, 927 nt
Organism: Tetrahymena thermophila SB210
Lineage: Eukaryota; Ciliophora; Oligohymenophorea; Hymenostomatida; Tetrahymenidae
Exons: 7
Biological process (GO): nucleocytoplasmic transport; activation of GTPase activity
Cellular component (GO): perinuclear region of cytoplasm; cytosol; nucleus
Molecular function (GO): GTPase activator activity; small GTPase binding
Source: RefSeq, a predicted model, not a curated record